AAGUUUGUCCUCACUUGAAGCAAAAACUGAAUUAGUUUUGUCCGCUUUGACCAAAUCAAGUACUUUGACACGUGAUUCAAUGGAAAAACAUUACCCGGUUUCUGGGUGGAGUUUAACAUACCAAUAGCAGGAAGAUGACUAUUCUAUUUUCUCGGGUAGUUUCUAGGAUUUCGGGGACCCCCAAGAAAACCUUUUUUAACUGCCCUCAACUCUGCCAAGCUCUUGUCUUUGGCACUAGUUGUCGCUCUCCCACUGAUUCUACUCCCAAGGGAGAUGCUGUUUCACAGGACAAGGUGGACCCGUUUUCACUCGUUGCUCAUGAAAUGUCACUGGUUUCAAAGAGGUUGCGUUCAUCUGUAGUUGCUCAGGUCCCGGAGCUUGCCUCAGCUGCUGGAUACUUCUUCAAAGAGGGGGUGGAAGGAAAGAGGACAUGCUCUGCGGUCUUGCUAUUGAUGGCUACAGCUGUGGAUAUACAUAGACCUGAAUCACCUUUUUGCUGCAUUGGAGAUACAUGGACAAUUGAACUGCGUAGAAGACAGCAACUUAUUGCUGAAAUAACCGAGAUGAUCCAUGUGGCUAGCCUUAUUCAUGAUGAUGUCUUGGAUGAUGCAGAUACAAGACGUGGAAUUGGUUCAUUAAGUUUUGUGGUUGGAAAUAAGUUAGCAGUGUUGGCCGGAGAUUUUCUGCUUUUUCGAGCUCUUAGGACCCUUGCUUCCUUGAAAAACACAGAGGUUGUGUCAUUACUAGUAACAGCAAUAGAGAAUCUUGUUACUGGUGAAACUAUGCAAAUGGCAGCCACAAUUGAGCAGCGCUGUAGCAUGGAGUAUUAUAUGCAAAAGACAUACUACAAGACUGCAUCGUUGAUUUCAAACAGCUGCAAGGCUAUUGCCCUUCUGUCUGGCCAAACACCUGGAGUUGCAAAGUUGGCUUUUGAAUAUGGCAAAAAUUUGGGAUUGGCAUAUCAAUUCAUAGAUGAUAUUCUUGAUUUCACAGGCUCAUCAGCUUCCCUUGGAAAGGGUUCUUUAUCUGACAUACGACUGGGGAUCAUAACUGCUCCUAUAUUAUUUGCAACAGAAGAGUUUCCUCAGUUGCAUGCUGUCAUUGAGCAGGGCUUCGACGACCCUGCCAAUGUCGACACCGCUCUCGAGUACCUACGGAAGAGCCGUGGAAUACAAAGGACGAGAGAGCUAGCAACAAAGCAUGCUAGUCUUGCAGCUGCAGCUAUUGAUUCUCUGCCUGAAAGCUGCAGCAUGGAUGUAAGGAAGUCAAGGCAGGCUCUCAUUAAUCUCACUCAAAUACUCACCGCAAGGAAUAAAUGACAGCAGAUUACCAGCUUUCACCAUCGUAUUAUAUUCAAGGGCUCAGUUUUCGUUGUUUCCUUUUUGCAUAAUUAUUUCAUAUCCUUAAUGCUAAAUCAGAAAAAAAGGUUACUAUCAUAAGUAUUGUUUUGUUCUCAAUGCUUGGGAUUUGAGAGGGGAGAGAAUACAAAUUUCUACUCCAAUAAUUACCUUUUCAAAUUAAUUACAAAGCAGAAAACAAAAUGAAUGAUAUUUUUCAAGGUAUUUAUCAGACUUUGACUAUUCU
Theobroma cacao (cacao) is the source of this 1584-nucleotide messenger RNA. The record is from RefSeq and is a predicted model, not a curated record. NCBI's taxonomy places the organism in Eukaryota, Viridiplantae, Streptophyta, Magnoliopsida, Malvales, Malvaceae.